Zymoseptoria tritici IPO323 is the source of this 432-nucleotide messenger RNA. RefSeq names its product hydrophobin-like protein. The record is from RefSeq and is a predicted model, not a curated record. Lineage: Eukaryota; Fungi; Ascomycota; Dothideomycetes; Mycosphaerellales; Mycosphaerellaceae. Gene Ontology annotation, cellular component: extracellular region. The transcript has 3 exons. Bases 1 to 432 code for a protein of 143 amino acids.
AUGCAGUUCAUCAUCCUCGCCCUUGCUGCCCUCGCGGCUGCCGCUCCUGGCGGCGCUCCCAGCUACGGUGGCAGUGGCAGUGGCAUGGCCGGUGGCAUGGCCGGUGGCCACGGAGGUAGCGGCGGCUACUCUGGCGGCUCCAACAACGGUGGCUCCAACGGUGGUUCCAACGGCGGCUCCUCCAACGGUGGUUCCAACGGUGGUUCCAACGGAGGCAAAUUCCAAUGCUCUGCGCCCCUCCAGAGCAGCCCACAGUGCUGCGCUGUCAACGCGCUCGGGGUUGCUUCCCUUCCCUGCAAUGCCCCCACUCGCGACAUCGAAUCGAGGGAGGACUUUGUCAAGUACUGCGGCCAGUCUGGCGCCACCGCUCAGUGCUGCGUCUUGCCUGCUCUCGGUGCCGGCGUCGCCUGCGAGGAGGUCAAGUCCAACUAG